This is a messenger RNA of Mytilus californianus (California mussel), 2846 nucleotides long. RefSeq lists its product as uncharacterized. The record is from RefSeq and is a predicted model, not a curated record. Lineage: Eukaryota; Metazoa; Mollusca; Bivalvia; Mytilida; Mytilidae. The transcript is spliced from 4 exons. Bases 632 to 2332 code for a protein of 566 amino acids.
UUGGAAUGUCAAUAAUACAGAGGAAUUUAAAAAUGGUGACAUAAUGGAACUAAUUUGUACCGUGACCGAUCCUUGUUGCAAUUCAACGAGAAAAUGGAAUGGAGGACCGUCCUUUUCUUUUUUGAUGAAUGAUGGUGCACCAAGCGAUUCUAACAAAUAUGGAGAGAUUAUACAUUCGAAUUCUUUUAGCCUUCUGAUAUACAAUAUGAAUAGAUCUGACUUCUUAUAUGAUUAUAGAUGUACAUAUGGUUUUGAUGAUUCACCGAGACAUUUAUUGACUCCUCCAGGGAAUGCGCGGUAUAUACCAGCUACAAGUGAGAUACAGCCACUUUCAUCGUCAGCAGUUAUUGGUUAUCUGAAUUUGAUGGUUAAUGUAACAACAGUGUUUCCUGCACCAAGUUGUACUGCAAAAUUUGGGAGCGCAGAUUUAACGUCCAAUAUGACGUUAACGUCGACUGACAACUUCCCCUUCAAGUUUGCAGUAAUCAGCAUGUCAGAAGUAGCAUAUUCAUGCAAUUAACUAGUUGAUAUAUCCUGUAGUGUUGGAUCAUACUCAUUUAAUGUGUUUACACGUAAUCUAACAGAUUUAUGCCUGAUAUCAGCAACGCCUUCAAGUGAGACGACAAGUGAAAUGGAAUCAUCUAAGCUGAAAGUGGCUGUGACAGUAGACAUUUCAAAUUUUCAGUCAUCAUUUGAAAGUACAGAUUUUACGUUUAUACUGGACACAUCUUUGAAUACAAAUACAUUGUCAUUAGAAGAUAGUAUUUCAAGGAUUUUACCUUUAAGUACAAUUGGAUCCCUUGAACCUACACUAAGGAUAAAAAAUGAAUACACGACACAUGCAAAUGAAGUAAACUCUACGGUGUUCUCAUUACAAACUUCGAAUUAUAUCGAUGAAACCAUCAAAACAGGAUUUCUGAACAGUGACAUGUCUACUUCAACAAAAAAUAGUUUACCAAUAUAUUUUGCGUCAAUUUUAGAUAUUACCACAGGGAUGUCAUUCCAAAAUGAUUUAACGCAAAGUCUACACAUACCGACAAGUGAUAUUAUUCAGAAUACCCAGACGCGUUACACAUCUUUAUUCAAUUAUGUCCCUUUGCAUACUCAAACAUCAAAUAUUCAAACUGAUUCGUCCCCUAGCACAUCAGCCAAAUUUAACACGAAUUAUAUCGAUUCGUUGUCCUUAGAAUCCUCCCUGAACUCAUUUAUUAUUUCUUCGGUUAGUAAGAAUAAAUCUGCUAACACGUUUUUGAUCAGUAUCGAACAUUCUCCAGAGAGUCCGGUUCUGUCAGUUGAAACAUCCUCUAAUAAUCACAUGUUUACAUCGGUCGAUCCAUGGUCAGUAAGUCAAACUGGAAAUGUAUUUGUAAACACUUCUAACGUUGAUUCUUUCAUUAUCAAGCAGACGGUUCAUUCAACUGACUUAUCUUUUAUUAAGAUUGUACCAUCUUCUGUACCAAGUUCGUCAGGCAAUUCAUUUAUAUCUCUGGUAGACACAUUGACGUUGCAGUAUAAUAAUAUAUUUGCUAAUGAAUCUAUAUCAAGUAAGGUUUACCAAUCUUUACAAUUAUCAUCUUUUGAUAAAUCUGUUGCUUUUUCAAGUGAAAAAUUUAACGGCAACAGUCAGUUUCCCCACUUAUUUAGUACGUCUUCAUCUAAUCCACCUGAACGUACUGUAACACCAUCCGUCAACCAUUUUACUUUUUCUGAACCUACUACAACAUCACCAUUCAUUAAUGUAAUUUUGACUGAAGCUACAAACCUACCUUUUGGAAUUUCUUCAUUGUUUAUUAAAUUUUCUUCAGCAAUGAGGUCAACUACAAUUCAUGAUGUUUCUCUGUUAUCCCCUUCCUCAUCUAUAAAAUUUGAAACUUUCAAAGAGUUUUCAUCUUUUUUUGAAAUUAUGUCUACAAAUAUUAAUAAUGAUGUUUAUUCUAACAUUAAUUCCAUUCCAUCAUCUGACACUUUUUACAUGUUUAGCAGUCAGCCAACGUCUCGACCUACACAGACCCCUGAACUAUCGGUUGGAGAGGCUCAAAUCAUUAUUUUAUCAUAUAGCCUUGCUUCAGUUAUGCUUGUCGUGUGUGUUCCGUUAAUGGUUAUGUAUUAUUUACGCAAAGUACAACGUGCAAAGAUACUUAAGGAAAAUUACGAUAAAUCCGAAAAUAUUGAUUUGAGUAGUCCUAGGUAUCCGCAUGUCUUCAAUAGGAAUAUUGUUAACGAUUAUCCUAAUAUUGGGAAAAAUCUACCAGUACGAUUUCAUAAUCGAUGUUUGUCAGACACGCCGUAUACCUGUCAUUAUGAACAUAAUUGGAAUAGUUUGACGUGUUAAUAAUAUUAUAUGAACACGGUUGAUAUUAUAUCAUAACAUAUGUUCACGAACUUUGAAUUGUGCUUUGUCGCUUUUGUUGCAAUUAUAUAUAUAUAUAUAUAUAUAUACGAGCCCGCAUUGACAGUGAAAACAAGCUAGCUAUGACAUCAUAGAAUGUACAGGGAAACAGAAAAUAAGCUUAGAUUUACACAACGUGUUUAGGAUUAAGAUAUAAACAUUGGAACUUCCAUGGUUUUGAAUUAACAAAAUCCAAUAUCAAGUACUACUAAAGUUGAAUUUAAUUUUGAAUAUAGCUAGAGAAAACCUUUAACAACACAGCCAGAAGUUUUGAAAGCGCUAGUGACGUUAUUUGAACAAACUGUAAAUAUUUGAUGUUACAUUUAGUUGUUUGUUGCUGGGUAACAUAUUAUAUACUUAACAAGUUUACUAUUACAAGAUUAAACGAAUAAUCAGUGAUAAAAACAGAAAUUUCUUAUAUAUAUGUAGGUUUAUUUUUUCUAUAAAAAAUUAUAGC